This is a messenger RNA of Cheilinus undulatus (humphead wrasse), 6502 nucleotides long. It is a transcript of the gene rassf9, whose product is annotated as Ras association domain family member 9. The transcript is spliced from 2 exons. Lineage: Eukaryota; Metazoa; Chordata; Actinopteri; Labriformes; Labridae. The record is from RefSeq and is a predicted model, not a curated record. Gene Ontology annotation, biological process: signal transduction. Bases 91 to 1404 code for a protein of 437 amino acids.
CUCCACAAAGUGUGUGGCGCCGUCCUUCGUGCCAUGCUGGGACUCUAACGCAUUUCGGAUCGCUGCUCUGUUUUUCCUCGCGCUCGAGACAUGGCUCCGUUUGGGAAAAACUUCCUGAAGGCUCGACUGAAAAACAGGACAAAAGAUGCCGAGCCUGUGGUGGGAAAGGAGAUUCAGGUUACCGUCUGCAACGAGGAGAAGGUCGUCUGUGGAGUAACAAAGCACACAACAUGUGUGGAUAUGAUUCAGGCAUUACUGGACGAUCACAAAUCAAUCCCAGAGAGCAAGCAGGUCCUACAUGGGGAGUCCAAAGACUACUGCCUGGUCGAGCGAUGGAAGGGCUUUGAGAGAGCGUUGCCUCCUCUCACCAGAAUCCUGAGACUCUGGUACGCCUGGGGUGACCAGAGGCCUUUUAUCCAGUUCAUACUGGUUAAAACCAGUGAUUUUGUGCCCCAGCCUACCAAGAAGGCUGUAAGACCCAGAGGGGCAAAACCAAAACGACUGGAAAAUGGUCGCAGUCAGCACGCCCAGGCUCUACCGGCAGAAAGACAGAAGCGCAUGGUGAAGAAAGCCUUCAGGAAGCUGGACAAGCUGCACAAGGAGAGCAGGAGCUCACCGGGUGCAGAAGAGGUGGACCGGAUGGUGCAGCUUAUUCUGAACCAGGAUCACACCAUCCGAGAGCAGAUCCAACGCAUGAGGGAGCUGGAUUUGGAGAUCGAAAGGUUUGAUCUGCAAACACAGAAGGAAGCGGAGUGUGAGAGUUUGUCAGCUCAGGCUUGUGUUCAGAGUUUGGAUCCGCACAUCGAUGAACAGCUGCAGGAGUACCUGUACACCAGCGAUGGGGUAGAACAGCUCGAGCAGCAGGUUCAGAGGCAUCAGGAGCUAAUCCUCCAGCUGUCAAAGGAUAUUGAUACUGAACUUAGGAGGGUUAACUUCCCCCUGAGCCAAUAUGAGGGCUAUGAACAAGAAGGGGCUGCAGCUGCUUCCUGGUCCCCCAUGGAGACGGACGAAUUGUUCUACUCUGCCGAACUCAAGAGGCUGCAGGAUGAUCUGAAGCACAGCCUCUAUACUGGUGUUUCCCUUCACAACCAGGCAGCUGAGAUAGACAAACAGCUAAAGCACUAUGAGGACAGCCUGGUCUCCAAGGAUCAGGAGUGCUGGCAGCUGGCUGCCCACCUGAACUCGAUGCAAAUAGCUGACAAAGGAGAGGAAGAGCAGUCCAGUCCUGUUCCACUGAAAAGUGAGACACAGUGCAGCGUCUCACAGACAGUGAAACUCAAACACAGCCUGUCCCCUCCAGACGUCACAGACACGGACUCAGACACUGGGAUUAGCUCCACACACAGUCAGGACUCGCUGUCACCCUGUCUCGACUUCCCUCCCCCACUGGACACAGACGUUUGAACAACCCGGUUGACCCUGCAAUUUAAGGUUUCUGUGUGCACUAGCCCCUUUUUGUGCCAGCUAUGUGGUAUCACUACACCUAAGAGUAGCAUUGUUUUCCUGAAGAGCUCUCAUGUAGCAUCAAGGUCAUUUUCCAGGAGCUGUGACAAAAAACUGUCAUACUAAGGGUUCAUGCUGUUUCUGUUUCACUGUCUUUAAAAUAUCUGUACAUUUUUGCUUAUUUUGUGAUAUUCUACUUAAAGGUUGCUGAACCUAGAGAGCACAAAUUGAGAAUUAAGGUUGUCUCCAAUGUUUCUGGAAAAAAACACUAAAUCAACAACAACAAAAAAAGAUUAUUUCCCCUUUAAACAAAACAAUUCAAAAUAAUUCAAUGAGUAUCUUACUGUUAUAGCUCAAAUCUGGCCCAAAGUUUGCAGCCUAACUCUUUAAACCCAUUCACAAACUUUCUGAGCCCAAACCAACCUGCCAAAUCAAAAGCAUAAAUGAGCCUCAGCUGAUUUAAAACUGUCAUUUUUGAUCAGUUAUUUGCAUUAUUGAAGUUUGAAUUACUUUUCAAAAUUUUCGAAGAGACAGACAUCUGUUUACAUGAGAUCUUAAGGAGAGAUGCACAUGUUAUACAGAUGUGGCCUAUUUAUUGUUUAUGAUACUCAGAGCAGUGAGGAUGAGGAGCAGAUGCACAGACAUCACUGAGCACUGAAUGCAAAGACUUUUUUGGAGCCUGUUAAAAGUCAGCUACGGUCUGCACUGCUCUUCAGUCACUGUGAUGUUAAACUGAGUUUUACCAGCACAUUUGAUUUGAGUAUUUGUUUCAUUGUCCUCUACCUACAGUGGAACGGAUUGGCAGUGCCGCUUUAAACAGUUUUUCUCCUGCAUUAUGGUAAAUAUGUACACUUUAAAAAACAGUGGUAUAAUGUUAAGUAUUAGAUUUAGUGAAAAGACCUCAGACCUGGGCAGUGCGUGCAAUAAUUUGAGCACUGGGACUUCACUGAGAGAAGUUCUUCUGAAGUGACAAAAAGAAAAAUAGACUAAAAUUCAUAAAGCUAGGGUAAAAAUAUGCUGCUGUCUGGCAGGACAUCUUUUACAACAAAAUUUUCUGCCUGGACCCAGUGAUAGGAGUUGGGAUGCUGGCCUGACCUGGUUCCAAGACAGUCUGGCUGCAGACUGUUCAUCUCUGAUGGUCAAUCCCACAGACCAAUUCUCUUGAAUGCCAUUGAUCUCAGAAAGGAAAUACAUGCUAAAACUUUCUAAAUAAAAUCAGAAUUUACUUUUGUGAAGGGUUAGGGUAAGGGUUAAGGUAACGGUUUGGACACCAAAAGUAAAAACUCAAAAUCCUGGCCAGGAAAAAGCUCACCUUCAAUGUAAACAUUCUAACACAGCAUAUGUAGCUUACAUAGUCGUGUUGGCUGCAUAAGCUACGUAGAUAUUGGAGUUAUGUAGAUAACAGGGUUAUGUAGCCAACUAAACUAAAGCUAAGUAAGUAAGCUAUGUAAGCCACAUAUCUAUGUUAUCUAAGUAGCUCUUUUAUCUGUAGCAAAGUUUGCAAAGGGUCACAUUGCAAAUGCUAAAUUUGCUAUAGAUAACAGAGCUACGUAGCAAAGCUCACAAAGCAACUAUGUAAGUUAUAGAUACUUUCUCUACAUUGCUAGGUUGCUAAAUUGUAUGUUACUAAAGCUAACUUAGCUACAUUCACUAUGUAGAAAUGUUAAUUAUGUAGCUAGCGUAGCUGUGUUAGCUUUAGCUAAAGCUAACCAAGCUAAAGCGAGCCACCAUUUGUGUAGCUUCUCUUAAACGGCGUCUACACAUAAUCUAAUCCCAGAUUAGACCUCUGAUCUUUUCUUUUGAAUUGUUGCUUCGCCUGUAACGUUUGCAAUGUGUUUAUUUCAAAAAUGUAACUGCCGGAGUUUAUUAAUUAAGUUGAAUUAAAAUAAUAAAUCUAAAACUGGAAAUAUGUUGUCCUGGCAAAUUAGGGCACUUCCUGUCUGAGAUGUAUGGUGUCUCCGAUGAACGUCAGUGAGAGUGGUCGUCGCUGACCCAGUCCAGAAAAUAUUCUUUAAAAAGAAAACACAUCAGUGAGUAUGUCUUCAAAACUCUACAUACUGCCCAACCAUGUUUGAGUCCACAUAAUCAGAUUGACAAACAAUGUUUAAGGUAUCACAAUGACAGAAGGGAUGUUAGCUGGAUUGCAGUACAUUGUUUCUUAUUUGACUGUAAUGAUAAUGCAUGCAGUGCAACAAUUGGGGGUUUUGUAUACACCAAUAUUAGUCCAUCAUUGUUUGUAACAGCAGGGUUACUCAACUUUUUACUGUAUAUUAUUGUCUCAUAAUAGAUGUUCACCUGAAUCUGUCUGAUGUACAGAAGCCCUAAGAGGACAUUUUUUCAUAUUUUUUUCCACUUUAUUGUGAUAAAAGUUACAUUUUAGAUGUUCUCUUGAAGCCUUGACUAGUUUAUCUCGGGAAAAAAACUAUUUUAACAUAGCAAGACAACUAAAUCAAGAAAACAACUUGCGUUUUCAGUAGAAAACAGAGGCAAAUAAAAUGUAUGGGUGUAUGUCCUGUUAGGGCUUCCGUACUAAGGUGUACCAGGCCCAUAACUUAAUUUUUUUGCUAAUGUGUUGUUGAUGCUGAAUGUAAAUUUCUGUCCUAAUGUCCAGUUUUUAAACUAUUUAUGAAGCUGCACUUCUUUGUAUACACUUUUGAGUCUAUUAACAAUGUUUUAUAUUAAAACAAAUAGCUAACAGUUUUGGUUGUAGAUUUUAAAUGUUAAAACACUAUAUUCCUGUCAGCAACACUGUAAAUAUACUACUGUACCAUCUGUAUGUUAUGGUAACCUUUAGCAGACGUGCAUUAAUACAUUUAUUCAUUCCAUUUCAAGUCUUUUCUAGCCAGAAUGCACAAUAUUGGAUACUUACCAAUAUCCAAUACCCCAGAAAGUAGGAAGACUGAGAACAGGGAUAUAGAUAAGAAUAUACCAGUGUUUUAGUCUAAAAAUACCAACCAGCAUGUUCAUACAACAAACAGUAAUGGGUGAGAGCUUUCAAAUUAGCAAUGAACCUCAGAGUUCAGCACAGACUUAAAAGUGGCAGGAACUAGUCUCUUCUCAGACUCUAAAGAAAGGCAGGAUCUCAUUCCGACAUGAAAACCCAGUUUCAGUUUUAGCCUUUUAACCAGCUGUUGAAUGUGGGGCAUAAAAGAGAGGUAUUCAGCAAUCAGAAUACCAAGAUACCUGUAACACAAAACAAGCUCGAUCAGUGAACCCUGUGAAGUGGAGAUCGAUGGCAGGCCCGGAGGCUUAGAUUUAGCAUUCAAUAGGAGCAUGACUGUUCUGUCCAAGUUUAAAACAAGCUUCAGGUCAUACAUUCUUUUUGGACAGUAUUAAAAGCAAGUUGUAACUGGGAGAGAGCUUGGUCUGCGGUGGGAGCUAAACAGUUUAUAAUGGUGCUUAAGCUUAAAAGUGAAAAUUAGCCUAAGACAUGUUUGACUGAUAUCAUAAAGAAUGAGCAGGAGGGGCCCCAGGAUUGACCCUUGAGGCACACCUUUGGUUAGACUGGAUUUUUAUAUUAGUUUUGAACUAUAUUUAUUCCAUUAAUUUAACUGAUUCCUGGCUUUAAUUCAUAAUAUCUGAUAGCUGUUUGCUACUGCCACAGUACAAAAAUCCAAAAUGUAACAAAAACGAUGAGACAAUCCCGAUUAACUACAAAAAGUCUUGGAUUAAUUGCGAUGGGCAUUUUAGACACACUGGUAUUGUCUAGCAUGAGUCCAAACAAUUGCCUCCAUUUUUUUCUAUAAAAAAACCCACUCACCCGGAGACCAGACAUGUGUGGACGCUCAGUGGCACUUUAUACCACUGCUCUAUUCCUGGCGUGGCUGUCUGCAGCUGGUAGAGUGUUUUAUUGAGAGACUAGCUGUUUUGUCCAUUCUAGUUGCCGUAGUAGCAGCUCUAUUUGAUAGCACAGAAACAGAAAUUGAGUGCAAUCUUUGUUUGCGAUGUAAAAUUAUUGGAGAGCAUGGGCUGCUUUUGAAAUACUGCUUAUUUUGUUGUUUUUGCUCCGAGUAGGAAAGCUCAAAGUGGGCCUUCGGCUCUGGUAUCAAGCACCUGGCUAGUGGGGAGUUUAAGCAUUGACACACUGCUAUCUGUGUGUGUUAGGGAUGGCUAAUGAGGCGCGUCAUAUGACAGGACGCGAUGGCCCAGCACUGGUAGUUUUGGGCUUUAGAUUGUAUUAAGCUAACAACCACAGAUACACAUCCUGCUCUAUCUUUCAGAGUCUUCAGAUUUUCCUCUUAGGAACUUUCAAACAGUAAUUUAACAAUAUAACUGCUACAGUAAUGUUCAUAUCUGCUGAUACCAGUAAUAGCACACUUUUGAGGUAAAAUCUGCUGAAACUGAUACACCUAUAAUAUUCUGCAUCCUUAAUUUUUGGUAGUUUUCUUUGUCUUGAAAUUUCCAGUAAAAUAUUAAUGCAUAAUUUCCUUUGAAAAGUGAACUCUAAAGUUGUUUUCCCCAGAUCCAAACCCAUUUUUCUUGUUAUUUUGGAUACCACAACAGCUUUCCCCAUUAUGAUGAAUCAUUUAAUCUCAUUAUUCUAGAUAACAGCCUUGUUUUGUCUUUAAAACAGGAUAUUUUCUAACAAACACUUUGUUGGGCAGGACAAUGACAUACUAUACUGCCACUUAUCACACUAAUGAGGAAAUGUAAUCCUAUUUUAAGGUUUGUUUUUGCCUGUAGGACUUUAAGGAUAUGAGAUACUAAGUUUCUAUCAAAAAGAAAUCUCAACUGUCUUUAAAAAAUAGUGUUUAAAGAUUAGUAAAGAUGCAUGUCUGCUUAAGGCUUCCAUAGUAUAUGAUUAUUCCUAUGAUACAAUAUGUAAAGACAAAAUGAUGAGAAAAGCAGCUUAAAGAAAAUGUAUUUAUUUAUCUUGUAAUUGUAUUUUAUAGAAUUUAUAAUGAGUAUUUUCCAUAUGCAAUCAACUGAUGCAGCAUUAGGCUUUAUUUGUGGCAAAAGUAGCUCAAAAUGUUUGGGCUAUCACUUUGUAGACCAUGCUUUUUUUUUUUUUUUUUUUUUUUUGCUAACACAAAAGCUAUGAUAAACUAAACUGUAAGUU